Myotis brandtii (Brandt's bat) is the source of this 1490-nucleotide messenger RNA. Its product is annotated as olfactory receptor 51E2. Gene Ontology annotation, cellular component: membrane. NCBI's taxonomy places the organism in Eukaryota, Metazoa, Chordata, Mammalia, Chiroptera, Vespertilionidae. The record is from RefSeq and is a predicted model, not a curated record. Bases 314 to 1276 code for a protein of 320 amino acids. Gene Ontology annotation, molecular function: G protein-coupled receptor activity; olfactory receptor activity. Gene Ontology annotation, biological process: G protein-coupled receptor signaling pathway. The transcript is spliced from 2 exons.
GGAGCCCCAGUCCAUGCUCCCACAGCCUGUUCCCAUGGGCCUCCUGGGCAGCAUUAUAAAUAGGCCUGUACCUAAAAGGGCAAGCCAGCUCCAGCUGUUUUCUCUGCACCAUUUUCAAGUGAGUGCAACCUCAUCUGGGGUUAGGCAGCCCAAAUCCUGCAUCCUAAGGGACCUUGAAGACCCCACACACUGCCUCACAGCAGGGCAGGGAAAGCCCUUGCAUGCCACCUACACCUCCAUGGGCCAAGAAGGAAUGUCUCAGAGCAUUAGCAAGCUGCCAGUGUGACCUGACCCUCUCCAGUGCCCCUUCUCCAUGCCAGCUAUGAGUUCCUGCAACUUCACACAUGCCACCUUCGUGCUUAUUGGUUUCCCCGGACUAGAAGAAGUCCAUUUCUGGAUCGGCUUCCCUCUGCUUUCAAUGUAUGCUGUGGCCGUGUUUGGAAACUGCAUCGUGGUCUUUAUCGUAAAGACGGAGCGCAGCCUGCAUGCUCCCAUGUACCUCUUUCUCUGCAUGCUGGCAGCCAUUGACCUGGCCUUGUCCACAUCCACCAUGCCCAAGAUCCUCGCCCUCUUUUGGUUUGAUUCCAGGGAGAUUGCCUUUGAUGCCUGCAUUGCCCAGAUGUUCUUUAUUCAUGCUCUCUCGGCCAUUGAGUCCACCAUCCUUCUGGCCAUGGCCUUUGACCGUUAUAUAGCCAUCUGCCACCCAUUGCGCCAUGCUGCAGUGCUCAACAACACAGUAACAGCCCAAAUUUGUGUGGUGGCCGUGGUCCGUGGAUCCCUCUUCUUUAUCCCACUGCCUCUGCUCAUCAAACGGCUGGCCUUCUGCCAGUCCAAUGUGCUCUCGCACUCCUAUUGUGUACACCAGGAUGUGAUGAAGUUGUCACAAACAGACACAUUGCCCAAUAUGGUCUAUGGUCUUACUGCCAUUCUCCUGAUUAUGGGAGUGGACGUCUUGUUCAUCUCCUUGUCCUAUUUUCUGAUUAUACGAACAGUUCUACGACUGCCUUCCAAGUCAGAGCGGGCCAAGGCCUUUGGAAACUGUGUGUCACACAUCAGUGUGGUAUUGGCCUUCUAUGUGCCUCUCAUUGGCCUCUCAGUGGUACAUCGCUUUGGAAACAGCCUUCAUCCCAUUGUGCAUGUUCUCAUGGGUGAUAUCUACCUACUCCUGCCUCCUGUGAUCAAUCCCAUUAUCUAUGCUGCCAAAACCAAACAGAUCAGAACUCGAGUCCUAGCUAUGUUCAAGAUCAGCUGUGACAAGGACCCUCGGGCUGUGUGAAGCAGGUGACCCUUCCCACUCCACUUUCCCUUAUCCUUAAUGGCUUGAUAAUGACUUACUAAUGCUAGCCGAUAAGCAUAUCAAUGCUUUUCUCUGGUUUGAUCUCCAAAUUCUGUCUCAGCUCAGAGUGAAAUUUGGGGAGAUAUCGUAAUUCCCUUCCAUAGCUCAAAAUGUUAUUUAUAUCUUUACUAUAUAAAAAAAUUAAGUAGAAAAU